Molecule: messenger RNA, 2327 nt
Organism: Drosophila innubila
Lineage: Eukaryota; Metazoa; Arthropoda; Insecta; Diptera; Drosophilidae
Gene: mbo
Product: nuclear pore complex protein Nup88
Exons: 1
Coding region: 44-2179 (711 amino acids)
Biological process (GO): mRNA export from nucleus; ribosomal large subunit export from nucleus; protein import into nucleus
Cellular component (GO): nuclear pore
Molecular function (GO): structural constituent of nuclear pore
Source: RefSeq, a predicted model, not a curated record
GUGGCAACGUCUUUCAAAAUACAAGUAAAAUAAAAUUGUCGCAAUGUCGCUGACCGAUGUAUUUGAAUUAAAUAAAUCGGAGCUAUUUGCGAAAAUACGUAAUGGCUUACCAAUUGUGCCGCGAACUCAAAAUCUGUUGGACUGCAAGGAUGAUCUGCUAUAUGGAUGGGACUCCAACGAUUCCUGCCUGCUGGUCACAAAUUGGCGCGUCGCGUUGCUUGAACCUGAACCAAAGCGUGCCAAAGUCGGUUUCCAAACGCUGAUACCAUCCAACACAGUUGGUCUGCAUGUGGAUCGUGUGCUGGUGUCAAACGAAGGUUCCCUUGUGGCAUUGAGUGGACCAAAAGGUGUCUCAAUCUUGGAGGUACCACGACGCAGUGGCCCGGAUGGCAAUUUUAUGGAUGGCAAGCCAAAAAUCACGUGUCGCACAUAUUCACUGGAUGCGCUGCUGCUCCAAAACAAUCCACAACUGGAAAUCCGUCAGCUGCGUUGGCAUCCGGACGCCGUCUCCGACUCGACGCUGCUUGUGCUGCUUUCGAACAAUACAAUCCGUGUGUACAACCAUACAAAGCUGCGUCAUGUGUGGAAAGUGGGACCACAUACAGUGAAAACCGGUGCAAAUACGUCCCUUUCGGACUUUGGUGAAAUCUCUGUUGACUUUGACAUUGCACCCGCUAUUAAGUCUCGCGAAGCAGACACUACUCUUACACACAUAACCACAAACAGUUUGAACCAAAGCAACAAGACCUUGGCUGCAGCGAAGAAGGAGGCCAAGAAGGAGAAGGUCGAGUGGCCCAUUGUUAUAUUGCGGGAGAAUGGUAACAUCUACAUAUUGCUCGCCGGCAUCGACUCGGAGAUGACACGGCUGCAAGGGCCUAUAACAAUAUCACCGCAGACAAACGCCAACUACGGACUGGAGUCGUGUGCUCUCUUGAUCAUACCAUCUUUGCCACCAACUGUGAUCAUUGCCGAAUCAACUGGAAAGCUACACCAUGCUCUCUUAUUAGAGGCAGAGACAACGGAGCGAUCUUUUAGUGAAGUGGAUGAAUGCCUGCUCAUUGAGCCGUCCGAGUGGACACUUCAUGUCACGGAGACCGUUGAGCUCGAGUUGGGCCUCUCUGCAGGAACUGCUAAUGGAACAGGCGAAGUCUAUAGUUGUCCCAUACACUUGAAACGUGAUCUCGUCAAUGAGAUGCGUUACUUUGCCUGCCACAAUGCUGGCUUGCAUAUUAUAACUAUUAACUUUAUAUCGGAGUUACAGCGCUUCUUGGACAGCGAGGUGGAGGACAAUCAACUGGUAUUAUCAACUCCCUCCAGCGCUGAAUACAUUUUGUGCACCAAAUUCGAUUCAAGUGAUCGCACAAAUGCUGUCUUUGGCAUCUCUUUACUCCAAAUGCCUGCCGGACUUGUUCUAUUGCUGAGCAGCGGGCAGGUGAUCAGCCUGAAACUAGUUAUCGAUGCCCAAUUGCUGGUUACGCAAAAGGAUCAAAUGCUGCGCACGGCAAAAGAUGCUGCACUGGAACAACAAGGCAUGGGUCCAUCUUUUGUGGAAACAAUCAAGGCAUUGCUUCAACGUAGCGUCAGUCAGCCAAUUCUUGCUGACAAGUUGGCUACUCCGUCAGCUCAUGAACGCUACGAGUUGCUCAAUCAGGCAAUCGAGGUGUUGCGAUCCCAAUAUCUAAAGCGUCAUGAACUUGUCCGCGCUGAGUUCGCCAAGCGCAUCAAUUGUAUUAAGCUGCAAAAGAAACAGCAACUGGAGGAGAUCAAGAGUCUGGAGAAGGAACGCGAAAUUAUCAGUGAACGUGCCCACAAGCUGGCCGAGCGUUUUGAGGAAAUAAGCGACUAUCAGGAUCUUCUUGUCCGUCGUUGCCAAAGGCUGAUGCAGGAGGCCAACACGAAGCUGCCAAACAACGUUGUCGCUGAGCGUGAAUUUGCUGUAGAGGUGGUUCGCAUCAACAAGGCCACAAAGACAAUGGCUGCUGCCUUGGACACGGCUAAGAAGACGUCGAACAAACAGCGUUAUCAUAUUGCCAAGUCUCAGGAGAAUGGCAAAGUCAAGACUUAUGAGCUACCAGAGAAACAGCAUCGUACCAUUACCGAGAUCUUAACCCAGCUGUCCAGUGAGAUUGAUCGCCAAAUAACUGAUGUCAAGCGAAUUAAUAAGAUUGUGGGCACAUAAUUAAAAUGAACAGUCAAUCAUGAAUGUAUGCUUUUCUCUGUUAUUAAACAUUAAAUUUAUAAUAAUCUUUAAUUCUUAAAUGUCAUAAUUGAAAGUAUUUCUACAUUUGAUUCGACCUCUUCAAUAUAUGUAUGCCUUUAUAAAAUAA